GUUUGAAUGGAGGUCUAUUGAGAUUGCUUUGCUUAUACUGUAUAUGCAAUUUGAACUGAGGUGUGACAUGACAUACAACAGCACAUAAACAAGGCCUCAAUAAAGUGUGGUUGAAAAUAAACUACAGAAUACUGUCAAUAUCUAGCCUUCAGAAGAAGUUGGUGAACUCUUGAUCAAGGUUUGCAGAGUAUUAAAAAAAUUAUAUAAAAUGAAAAAUUGUAAUUGUUGCACAAAAGGCAUAAUUGAAUUGAGACACAUUAAUUAGGUGGAGCGCAUAUGCACAUAGUUAAUGACUCCGCAUAAUUAAAGCAAAAUUAACUACACUCUCUUAUUAUAUUUAUAAGAGAUUAAAAGUAACCCACUCACAUGCACGUAGGUCACAUAACUUCAUCAAAAUCAUGUGACUGAUGUUAUGAGAUUGCACAGUGUGUAGCAAGAGGUUGGCAGGACUAACGCACUUGCCCCAGCAACAGGAAGUGUUUUUGCCAAUGCUUGAAAAUAACAGUGCAUUUCUGGCACUCUGUAAAAUAAAUUUUUCUCGUUUACUUUCAGGGAGUCGUUGUCGUGUGUUGGAGUCCCCCCUUUAUGUCUUCUCUCCCCUUUCCUCCCCUCCCCUCCCUCCGUUUUCUUUUCUCUGCUCUGCUCUGCUCUAUAUGUGGCUCUCACGCUGCUUGUGGAAUCUGCUCCAAAUGUUUUCCAUAUUAGUUCAGAGCCCUGUAUGAUUUCGAAUAGCAGCACCCGAGCAGGGUUCGCAUAGAGCGAGGGCUCCAGUGAGGAGGGAGGGGAAGGGCAGGGAAGGGGGUGGCAGGCAGAGUGAAGGAACAGUCAGGCUAAGGAGAGCAAAAGAGGCACCAGGCAAGCAAGAAAAAGAAGGACAAACAGACAGAGGGAGGGAGCGAGAACUUCCAGUUGGCCUCAAAGGAAGAUUAAGAACCUCAGCCCAAGUGAGGAGGAAUUAUGGGGUCCGGGAAGAGUCCAGUGGGGUCCUCUGGAGGAGGCAAUGCACUCCCUGGCAAUGAGAAGAAGGAAAAAGCAGAAACUGGAGGCCCAGUGGUGGAGGAAGCCCAAAGGUGUUGUGGUUGUCGUUUUCCUUUGCUGGUUGCUCUGCUACAGCUUCUCCUGGGUAUUGCGAUAGCAGGCGUGGCCUUCCUCAUGGUGGCCUUAAGCCCCUCUUUGCUAGCAAGGGAAACACCCUACUGGGCCGGCAUCAUUAUGUGCGUGGUGUCUCUGGUGGGAUUCAUACUCUUCUGCAUCAACAGAGUGCCUGAUGAGAGAGCAUCAGCACAAUUUAUAACAAAGCUCCUGUACUUCCUCCUUUGCAUGAUGGGGCUGGUCAUCUCCAUGCUGGUCAUCGCCUACCAGUGCCACCACUGCGCCCUUACUUACAGCCUCACCUGCGAUAAAAAAGGGGAGGACUGCAUUUGCACCCUGGACCCUAAAGAUCCUAUUGCCCGUACAUUUAACUACAGUGGUGUGACAGACUGCAGAGCCAUCAAAAGCACACUACCAAUGUACAACAUUCUGCAGAUGGUCCUGAAUCUGGCUCAGGCCAUUGUUUGCCUGGUGGGGGCCUUCAUGAUAUGGAAGCAUCGCUACCAGGUGUUUUUUGCUGGACUACAGACGGGAUCCCCCUCUGCCCUGCAGUGGCAGAAUGUUUAGGGCACUGAGUAGAAGAAAUCAUGUGGAGUGUGGGAGUGUUUGUGCCUUUAGGUUGGAAACUUUUUGCUGCAAUAUCUGCCCCAACGGAAGUUUUGUGUCAUAUGUGACCUUUUUUAAAAGCAAUUGAUUGAUGCUAUGUUUGUAUUGCAAUAUUACAAUAUCAUGGAAAGUUUUGUGAUUUUUAGAGGUAUUUUUCUACAUUGGAUUUUUGAAAAUUUCCGCUGAUCAAGGUAAACCAUCUUUACUUUUGCCACUGGCAAGGAGAGUAUUUUUAUCUCUGAAACCUGUAUAUGAUGCAAAACGAGACUUGUCGUUUCGCAAAAAUGAGCUGCACAAUCUGUUGUUGUUUCUGUGGUGAUAACAAUAUGCAUAAAAUGUAAUUUUUACUUAAUUGUUUGCUUAGUCAAAGAAAAACACAUGAAUAUGUAAUAAUUUCAGCUAAAAAGAAAACUUCAUGCUGUGGAUGUACGGUGAACUUCUUUUCAAUUACACGAUUGCUUGGUUUCUUGCUAGUACAUCUUAAUCUGUAAUAUUGAGCGAAUUCCAACUUGCGCACAAAACAAUUAACAAGAAAUUACCAAUAAAUAACUAUAUAAAUGACUAUAAAUAACUGUAUACAAAAAAUGUAAAUAAUAAUUAAAAAAAACAUUAAAAACCGACCUUGCUUUGUGGGGCCCCCUGGUGGCUCGGGGGCCUUAAGUGGAUGCUUUUACCACUUAUAGCUAGAAAGGGCCAUGCUGAAAGUUAUGGUAGGACACUGCAAAACCUUUGGCCCCCCUUUUUAAUCACUCACUACAGGGGCCCCCACUGUUCCAGGACAAUGUUCCUGUUUGUUUUCCUGCUGUUGGUGCUAAUAUGUGCAAAUGAUGUUUAAAUAAGCAUUUUUAUUGCUUCUUGCGCAUAAUUUUUUUUUAAUAAACAUAUUUUUUAACUUUA
Molecule: messenger RNA, 2595 nt
Organism: Myxocyprinus asiaticus (Chinese sucker)
Lineage: Eukaryota; Metazoa; Chordata; Actinopteri; Cypriniformes; Catostomidae
Product: sarcospan-like
Exons: 3
Coding region: 958-1659 (233 amino acids)
Cellular component (GO): dystrophin-associated glycoprotein complex; sarcolemma
Source: RefSeq, a predicted model, not a curated record